Rotaria socialis is the source of this 540-nucleotide messenger RNA. Lineage: Eukaryota; Metazoa; Rotifera; Eurotatoria; Philodinida; Philodinidae. The record is from the annotation of a GenBank genome assembly.
AUGUCUGCUAAACCAUCAAAUUCAGCAGAAAAAGUGAGUGCACGUGGUGCAGCAUAUGAACGUGCCAAUAUUGCACGUGAUCCAACUACUGGAGAAGCAUUCAUACCGGGUUCACAACGACCUGAUGGAACAUGGAGAAAGCCAAUACGUGUACGUAAAGAUUAUAUUCCACAAGAUGAAAUACCUGUUUAUCAAUCAAUGGGACAACAAACACAGGUGGAAGUUAAAAAAAGAAUUGAAAAUGGAAAUCUUAUUCCUGGAAUGGUUUUAACAGAAGAAGAGAAACUUUUACGUGCUAAAAAAUUAGCAAAAGAAGAAAAACAAUUACGAAAUCAAAUGACUAAAUUAACAACACAAACACCAGAAGAUAAUAAAAUAAAAGAAAUUAAAAAAAUUCAGAAAUUAUUAAAAGAAAUUAAUGGUUUAGAGAAACGUUAUGAACAAGAUCAAUCAAGCUUAGAUAAAGAUCAAAUAGCUAAAAUGAAAAGAAAAGAUGAACUUGAAAAAAGACUUGAAGAAUUAAAUGACCAGGAUUCAUAA